Molecule: messenger RNA, 1062 nt
Organism: Paraglomus occultum
Lineage: Eukaryota; Fungi; Glomeromycota; Glomeromycetes; Paraglomerales; Paraglomeraceae
Source: the annotation of a GenBank genome assembly
AUGAACAACAACGAUAAUAGCGUUAAAGUACAUCGUGCAUCCACACAAACGAGGACAUCUGAACAGAGGGCUCCAACAUUCGAAUAUAUUCCUCAUGACCAACUCCUCUCGCUAUUCCAACAGAAAAAGGGAACACAGUACUUUAUCCCCGAAGGAUUCGAACCGGUUCUGAUCCCAAGCGGAACUCAACGUGAAGUAGUUCAGGCGGUAGCAUUACCAACAACUUCCCAAUCGUCAUUAUCUUCUUCUCAAUCAUCAGCAUCUGAUGUACCCCGAUUCCCUUCCUUGGUCUUGACCCGUCCCCAAGGGCCGGCUCCAAGGGGUGGGUCAAAUACGGCCAAGACAACCAAACCAAAGAAACCGCCGAGACCACCGAAUGCUUUUAUCCUUUAUCGAAGAAGCAAACAGCCUCAAAUUGUCGCAGCGAACGAAGGUAUCUCUAAUAACGAAGUAUCAAAGCAAAUAGGGGAAAUGUGGCACAAGGAACCUCUCGAGGAAAAACUCAAGUACCAGCGCCUGGCCGACGAAGCGAAAAUGGAACACAUGAAGAAAUAUCCGGAGUACAAAUAUCGACCACGACGACCGCAUGAGAAGCGCCGCCGAACCAAGCGCACACCGGCGCCGACUACGGAUAAUAAUACGACUACAACUAAUAAUGACUCUUCCGCAACUCGAAGAGCUUCGAUAGACACAGUGGCCACGGUAGAUAGUACCGAGUAUGACUCCCGACGAGGUUCACUUGCAUCCAUUGACGAGACCAUGGCAAUGUUUGAUAUGGAACCGAUAUUCGAAACUGCUCCGGUGGCAGUUUCGACUUCGGAAUCUCCCGAGUAUGUUUGUGUUGAGACCGCUUUUGACAUAGGAAAUUUGUCGAUGGUGGAGGGUGUUACUCCCGAAAGUGAGAUGAUCGCAGCGUACGAGUACUUUGAUUUUGGUUAUAACGGCAGUCAGCCGAAUGAAUUUGGGUAUUAUGGAUUUGAUGAGUCGGAUUUUGGAUUGUUUCCCUCGGUCAAUGAGCAUCUGUUAAGUGAACAGUUGCCUUUGGCCACAUAUGACAGUUAA